AAGCCCGAAAUGCUCUUCGUCAGAAACCUCGCACGAGCCGCUCCUCGGACGCUCAGCCGCACGGCCGGUGCCUCCCUGCGCCCAUCGGCCAUUGCUCGCCCCAGCACGUUUAUCAGGUCCCCCGCCAUCAAGGCCCUGCUGCCCACCCGAGCUGCCGCCUUCUCCACGACCGCUCGCCGAAGCCAAGAGGACGACGUCGACGUCGACGUUGCCCUGUCUGCCAAGCUCGACAGCGAGAUCCAGAUUGAGGAGGACAUCAAGGUCAAUGAGCAGCAGCCCGCCAGCAUCAAGGACUUUCUCGACAACAGCCCUUUUGAGCUUGUCGAUACUCCCGGCCAGGAGGUUGUUAAGCUGACCCGCAGCUUCAACGAGGAGAAAAUCACCAUCAGCUUCUCCAUCGCUGACAUCACAAACUUCGACCCCUACGCCGAGGACAACCUCUUCGAGGAGGACGAGCUCCCAGAAGAGUCCCUCCAGUCCGACAAGCAGCAGAACCCCGACGACGCCCUCGACGGCGAGGCCGACGAAGACGCCGGCGCACCCAUCAACCUGUCCAUCCUGAUCGAGAAGCCCGGCAAGACCGACGGCGCCCUCAACAUCGACGCCACCGCCCGCGACGGCGAAAUCGUCGUCGACAACAUGUUCUUCUACGAGGACGCCACCGUCGCCCGCAUCGACUCCCCCGAGGCCGCCCAGAAGCGCGCCGACGUCUACCCGGGCCCUCCAUUUGGCAGCCUCGACGAGGACCUGCAGGUGCUGAUGGAGCGCUUCCUCGAGGAGCGCGGCAUCAACGAGUCCCUGGCCGUCUUUGUGCCCGACUAUGUUGAUGCCAAGGAGCAGCAGGAGUACAUCCGCUGGCUCAAGAACGUCCGCACUUUUGUCGAUGCUUAAAUGCGCUGAAAGGGAGAAUGGGGGAAAGGAAAGGAAAAUGUACGAAUCUAACGUUGGGUUUCACGGUGGAAAAUGAAAAGGGAAAUUAUGAUUUUGUUGUUGUUUGGUUUCGACACAAACAUUUGUGACUAUAGAAAAACUGAUCUUUUUUGUUUGUUUGUUUGUUUGGGAAAUGUCCUCACUCAUGUAUUAUAUAAACGGCCAACGCUGCCGCCCUCUCAUGGACUGAUAUCAUGGCAAAAUUCAAAAUUCAAAUAUAUAUAUUUGUUAUUAA
Messenger RNA from Trichoderma atroviride IMI 206040, 1165 nucleotides. RefSeq lists its product as uncharacterized. Gene Ontology annotation, biological process: cytosolic ribosome assembly. Gene Ontology annotation, cellular component: mitochondrial matrix. The record is from RefSeq and is a predicted model, not a curated record. NCBI's taxonomy places the organism in Eukaryota, Fungi, Ascomycota, Sordariomycetes, Hypocreales, Hypocreaceae.